Syngnathus typhle (broad-nosed pipefish) is the source of this 3216-nucleotide messenger RNA. It is a transcript of the gene lmna, whose product is annotated as lamin A. Bases 198 to 2132 code for a protein of 644 amino acids. The record is from RefSeq and is a predicted model, not a curated record. NCBI's taxonomy places the organism in Eukaryota, Metazoa, Chordata, Actinopteri, Syngnathiformes, Syngnathidae. The transcript has 13 exons.
GUUUUCCAGGCGUGGACUCACACACACACACACACAGAAGUAUGCACACACACACACUCGCAUAACCAGUAAGCGAGCACUCUUCUUCUUCUUUUUCUCCUCCUCCUCCUCGACACACACACGUCGAGCAAUCUUCUGCCCACAUUUGCAGCUCUGAAGAGUGACCUUCCUGAUCCGAAUCCCUCGCCGCCAUCGCCAUGGAAACAUCAAGCCAGAGACGCAGCACGCGCGGCGGCGCCAGCUCGCCGACACGAAUCACUCGCCUGCAGGAGAAAGAAGACCUGUGCAACCUCAACGACCGUCUGGCCGUCUACAUCGACAAGGUGCGCUCGUUGGAGAACGAGAACGCGGGACUGCGUCUGCGAAUCACCGAAUCCGAGUCGAUCGUCAGCCGAGACCUCAGCGGCAUCAAGGCGGCCUAUGAGGCAGAGUUGGCCGACGCCCGCAAGACUCUGGACCAGGUGGCCAAGGAACGGGCUCGUCUGCAGCUGGAGCUGGGCAAGGUCAAGGAAGAUUACAAGGAGCUCAAAGCCAGGAACACCAAGAAGGAGUCUGACCUGGACGCGGCUCUGAUCCGCCUCCGGGACCUGGAGGCUCUGCUUAACUCCAAAGAUGCCGCCCUCAAUACGUCCCUGGGGGAGAAGCGCACCUUGGAGCUCGAGCUCAAGGAGCUCAAAGCUCAGAUUGCCAAGUUGGACGGUGCCCUGGCAGACGCCCGUCGUCAGCUUCAAGACGAGAUGCUUCGUCGCGUGGAUGCUGAGAACCGCUUGCAGACAGUGAAAGAAGAGCUGGAGUUCCAGAAGAACCUCUACAAUGAGGAAAUCCGUGAGUCCAAGCGUCGUCAGGAGUCUCGCAUGGUGGAGAUCGACAGCGGGCGGCAGAUGGAGUUUGAGAGUAAACUGGCGGAGGCUUUGUCUGACCUGAGGGCUCAACAUGAGGAGCAGGUGGCACUGUACAAAGCUGAGCUGGAGAAGACUUAUAACUCCAAGUUGGAGAAUGCCCGGCAGUCGGCCGACCGAAACAGCCACAUGGUUGGCGCCGCGCACGAAGAGCUCCAGCAGACGCGCAUUCGUGUGGAGGGUUUGUCAGCUCAGCUCAGCCAGCUGCAGAAACAGCUGUCCCAGAGCGAGUCGAAGGUGCGCGAGCUGGAGGAGAUGCUGAGCCGGGAGCGUGACAUGAUGCGGCGCAGAAUGGAAGACAAGGAUCGCGAGAUGGCCAGCAUGCAAGCGCGCCUGCAGCAGCAACUGGACGAGUACCAGGAGCUCCUCGACAUCAAACUCACCCUGGACAUGGAGAUCUACGCCUACAGGAAACUGUUGGAAGGCGAGGAGGAGAGGUUGCAGCUGUCGCCCAGCCCUCAGACGGCCCGAGUGUCGGUGACGCGUACCUCGGGCUCGUCCCACAGCCACAGCCGCCUGCUUCACGCCACGCCCGGCGUCGCCUCCAGCAGCCGCAACUCCUCCGGCGUCUCCAAGAAGCGGCGUCUCAACGACAACGACAGCGACACGUCCAGCGUGGCGGCGGCUGGCGGCACCGUCACCAAGACGCGCGUCGUCCAGCACGCCGCAGCCAGCGGCCGCGUCACCGUCAACGAGGUGGACCAGGAAGGGAAGUUUGUGAGGCUUAGCAACAAAAGCGACGAGGACCAAUCACUGGCCGGCUGGCAGUUGAAGAGACAAGUUGGCGACGGCGACGCCAUUGUCUACAAGUUCCCUCACAAGUACACCUUGAAAGCUGGAGCCACGCUCACCAUUUGGGCCGCGUCGGGCGGUGGAACCCACGCCCCCCCGUCAGAUCUGGUGUGGAAGAGUCAGGACUCCUGGGGCACCGGCGACAUCCUGCAGACCAUUCUCAUCAGUGCCGCUGGAGAGGAAAUGGCCAGCAGAAAAGUGACCCGCACCCUCUUCCAGGAGGAUGAAGACGACAUGGGAGCACACAGCACUAGCGGCGAGAACGAGUACAACCUCCGCAGCCGCACGGUCAUCUGCGACUCGUGUGGCCAGACGUCGGACCGCGGACACGGAAGCCACGGUGGUGGCGGGCCCGAAGGCCUCGUGGGACAUUCCUUUUUUGUGGCCAACAGCCUGCCCAGACAGAGUCGCGUCAAGCCUGAGAACUGCGUGCUCAUGUGAAAGCACACUUGGCACUGCCUCCACUUGCGCAAUCACAUCGCAGGGAUAUAUAUUUUUUUUUCUUCUUCAUUACCAUCCAAUUGUUCUUUUCUUUUUGUAUCUAUCAACUAUUCUGCUGCUUAGAAGGUUGCUUGAAGGUCACAGGAGCUUGCUUGCUGAUGUAUCCACUUCCUGCAUGUGCCACGCUUCUGCUAAUGCUAACACACGCAUCACUCGGUUCACGUUUAAUGCUGUCAAAUGUCAACACGCACAGAUGGUGAACCCCAUUAAAACCGUCCGUUUGUCCCACGUUACGGUUUAUAACUUUGUUAGAGGAGAAUAAACAUUUUUGUUUUAUUCAAUGAACUAGUGACAACUAUGCCCAAUGAUACAUGUGCGGACAUAAAUAUACUUUCAUAAGAAAGUGAAGCCAAUGAGGCUCAUUUGACCUUUUAGCUUCUGACUGCUCAAUCAUGAUUACAAACAAACCAAUUAUUUUUCUCAUAUUUUUUUUAUUUAUAAUUGCGCCUGGAUGAACAGUUUCAUCAUUUCUUCUAUUUUGCAAAGAGUCACUUUUUCCAAUUUCCCAGCCUGACUAUUUUCACCAAAUCUUGAUGACUUUUGGUCCUUGGGCCUGGUGCCACACGUGAGCAUUUACAGUUGUUGCGCAAUCAUUGAUCAUUCUGGCAUAUGAUUUGAUGCCUUUUUUUUGCUGGCUUUUUUAAAACGCCUUUUCCUGCAAAUUAUUUUUUUUUUUUUUUGCAUUGAUGGAACAUUUGUACUGUAAACGAGCAGCUUGUCAGCCAAAGAAAGCAUAGCCGAGCGCUUAUUGGAAAAUACUUGAUGGCUUUAUUUUUCAGUUGCUUUUCUGGUAAUAUUUUGUUGUCCAAAAGUGCCUUCAAGUUCUCUCCAAAAAUUUCUAGUUAACAGUUGGUGUGUAACAAAUGCUGUCAAUUCAAACAUUUUGGAUGAGUUGGAAAUCUGCCAAAGGAAAUGCUCACUGUUUGGAGAUAUCAUGUCUGUCUUCAAAGCCAUAUUGGUCAAUAUUGGAUUAUUUUUGUGCUUCUUUUCCAAAUAAACAUAAGACAAUGUUGUUGUUUCUUCA